AUGUCGACAACAAAAAAGAGACAAGCGGAGGAUACUCCCACUCAGCCAAAGCCCAAGAAGAGCAAGAAGAGAAAGGCGGGUGCACCAGAUGACGAGCUACUUAAUACUGAGCUUGGCCUCAACACUCUCUUCACCAAAAUGGACAACCAGCUCUUGGCCGAUCACCUGGCUCAAAAGCUUACCCGUUUCGGUAGCGACCUGAGUGCUAUUGAGAUUUCAGAUAUGAAUAUUUCAGCGAAUGCCAUUCAGGAUACGACUACAUGGCAAGAACCAAGAACCCUGGACAAGUUCCCCAGUUUCUUAGAGAGCGUCACAGAAAACCCUGAGCUCUUGUACAAGUCGGCCAAGAAAAAGGGCUCACCGCAUACUCUUAUUGUUACGGGAGCGGGUUUGAGAGCUGCGGAUAUCGUCAGAUCGAUGCGCAAAUUCCAGAACAAGGAUAACGCGAUCGCAAAAUUGUUCGCUAAGCAUUUUAAAAUUGAGGAGCAAGUAAAGUUCCUCGGUGAGCAUAGAACAGGAAUAUCUGUCGGCACACCGGCCCGUCUGAUGGAUCUCAUGGAUAACGGCGCGCUCUCCCUCGAUGGCCUGAAGCGCCUGGUCGUGGACGCUUCCCAUAUUGACCAAAAGAAGCGCGGCGUUCUGGACAUGAAGGAUACUAUGAUGCCUUUGGCUCGUUUUCUGUCGAGAAAAGAGUUCAAGGAUAGAUACGAUGAUGAGAAGAAGCCUCUGGCUUUGCUGUUCUAUUAG
This is a messenger RNA of Fusarium pseudograminearum CS3096, 747 nucleotides long. RefSeq lists its product as uncharacterized. Gene Ontology annotation, cellular component: 90S preribosome; nucleus. The transcript is spliced from 5 exons. Lineage: Eukaryota; Fungi; Ascomycota; Sordariomycetes; Hypocreales; Nectriaceae. The record is from RefSeq and is a predicted model, not a curated record. The coding region runs from base 1 to 747 and encodes 248 amino acids.